AUGUCCAAUACCCUCCAGACUCCCGCUGCCUCACUCGUGCUUGAUGCCCUCAAGGACUAUCGUCUGAGAUUCAGAUCAGAGCCGACAGCCUUUGGAGCUGCUCCUGGUCGUAUUGAGAUCCUCGGUAACCAUACCGACUACAAUGAAGGGUUUGUCCUGUCGGCCGCUAUCGAUCGUUACACAGUUGUUGUUGGUGGCAAGAGCUCUGAUAACAAGGUCCGCCUUCACAGCACUGCUUUCAAGAAUGUGGUGGAGUUUGAUAUCAACGACGAGACCAAAUAUGAGGGAGACGACUCAUGGGCGAACUACUCUAAGGGUGUGAUAGUCGAGCUCAGGAAGGCUGGUUAUGAAGUCCCGGCAUUUCAAGCUUCCAUCAACUCCGACGUUCCUGUUGGUGCUGGUGUAUCGUCCUCUGCAGCCAUCGAGCUCGCUACUGCUAAUCUCAUCAGGGAGUUGGAUGGACCUGAUAGUAAGUUGUACACGGCCAAGUUACUCGAUGUCGUCCUUGCAUGCAAAAGUGCCGAGAACAACUUUGUUGGUAUGGGCUGUGGCAUCUUGGAUCAGUACACUUCUGCUUUUGGUAAAAGUGGCCAACUUGUCCAUCUAGAUUGCCGCGAUAACAGUUGUGAUUAUGUUCCCCUACAAGAUGAUGUGCGUUUCGUCUUAUGCAACACCCAUGCCCCCCAUCAGCUGGUUGAUGGUAAAUACAACGAGUUGAGGAAGUGUUGUUUCGAUGCCGCUAAGGCUCUUGGCGUGCCUUUUUUGAGGGAUAUCGACGCGAAGACCUACGAGGAAAAGAAGGCCAUCUUGUCUGAGGACGAUAGAAAGAGAGCCAAUCAUGUUAUUGGUGAGAACACCCGCGUUGCCGAGGCAAUGGGAGCUAUCUCGAAAAAGGAUAUGGAUACGUUCGGCAAGCUUAUGAAUAACUCCCAUGUUUCCAGUCGUGAUGACUUUGGAAAUUCCUGCAAGGAGCUCGAUAUCAUGUUCGACCAGGCUCAGGGUUGUCCGGGGUUCCUCGGUGCCAGACUAAUGGGUGGUGGCUUUGGUGGCUGCACUAUUAACUUGGUGGAAGCUGACAAGGUGGAUGAUUUCUGUAAGAAGGUUGCCGAGCUGUAUGAGAAGGCCAGUGGCAUCAAGUGUGAUACUAUUGCUGUGGCUCCUGGUGAUGGUGCUCAUGGAGGCAAAUUGUAA
This is a messenger RNA of Perkinsus marinus ATCC 50983, 1191 nucleotides long. RefSeq names its product Galactokinase, putative. Gene Ontology annotation, cellular component: cytosol; cytoplasm. The transcript has 6 exons. Gene Ontology annotation, molecular function: ATP binding; galactokinase activity. NCBI's taxonomy places the organism in Eukaryota, Perkinsozoa, Perkinsida, Perkinsidae. The record is from RefSeq and is a predicted model, not a curated record. Gene Ontology annotation, biological process: carbohydrate phosphorylation; galactose metabolic process. The coding region runs from base 1 to 1191 and encodes 396 amino acids.